Messenger RNA from Hirsutella rhossiliensis, 1008 nucleotides. RefSeq names its product eisosome component PIL1 domain-containing protein. Lineage: Eukaryota; Fungi; Ascomycota; Sordariomycetes; Hypocreales; Ophiocordycipitaceae. Gene Ontology annotation, cellular component: plasma membrane; eisosome filament. The coding region runs from base 1 to 1008 and encodes 335 amino acids. The record is from RefSeq and is a predicted model, not a curated record. Gene Ontology annotation, molecular function: lipid binding. The transcript has 2 exons. Gene Ontology annotation, biological process: endocytosis; negative regulation of protein kinase activity; eisosome assembly.
AUGUCUCGUUCCAGCGCAGACGAUUCCUUUGCGCAGUUCAUGUCCAGCCACCACCGCUAUUCUCGGCAUGACGUCGCUUCUAACUCGCCCUUGUCCUACAGGAACCGCGCCCUCUCCAUCCGCUCCGGCGGCAAGGCCAACAAGAGCUCCGGCACCGGCACCUCGGGCGGCCGCACCGGCUUCUCCUUCAACUCCCUUCGCGGCACCGUCCAGCCGGAGCUGUCACGCAAGCUGUUCCGCCUCAUCAAGUCGGAAAACAAUCUCGUCACAGCCCACGAAACGGCCGGUCGUGAGCGCAUCGCCAUCGCUCAGCAGCUCUCCGACUGGGGCGAGCAGACAGGGGACGAUGGCGUCAACGACGUCUCCGACAAGGUCGGCGUCAUCCUGAGUGAGAUGGGCGAGCAGGAGGACUCGUACGCGCACGCCCUCGACGAGUCCCGCGGCCGCCUCAAGACGAUUCGCAACACGGAAAAGAGCGUGCAGCCGAGCCGCGACGGCAAGGUCAAGAUUGCCGACGAGAUAGCAAAGCUCAAGUCCAAGGAGCCCGAGAGCACCAAGCUGGUCGUCCUCGAGCAGGAGCUUGUUAGGGCCGAGGCUGAGAAUCUGGUUGCCGAGGCGCAACUAACCAAUGUUACGCGCCAGAAGCUCAAGGAAGCGUACGAGGCCGAGUUCGCCGCUACCAUCGAGCGGGCCGAGAAGCAAAUCAUCCUCGCCAAGCAUGGCCGCCGGCUCCUGGCCCUCCUCGACGACACCCCGGUUGUGCCGGGUGACGACCGGCAACCGUAUGCGCACGGCCAACAGGCGCGCCAGAUUCUCAACGACUGCGAAGACGACCUCCGAGAGUGGCAACCCGACCAAGAGGCCUACCUGGACGCGGCCGAGAGCCCGCCGCCCUCUCUCAAGGGCAAGGACAAGGGGAUUCUGGCGGUCCCGGGUGGGACUAGCGUCAGGGCUCAGGAGGACUUGGCGGGCGCCGAGGGGCUGAAGACGGCCGAGGUCGGAGCAUGA